GCCGGCUGAGGGAGGGGGUGCGGUGGCUCUGGAGUCCAGCGCUCCCUGAGGCCGUGGACGUGAUGCUGGCUGCUGUGGGUCGGGCGGCUGGGCCAGCGGGGAUGUGACGGGCGGCCCCUCGCCUCACCUGCCGUCCUUUGGCCUGCAGGUCGCUGGGCGACCCGCAGCCGGGCCGCGGCUGAGGAGGCAGCGCGACCUCCGCACGUUCGCCCAGGAUGUUGGCCAUCUCGUCCAGCACUAGAGAAGAUUUUGUCAAAUUUUAAGAACAAAUGCACCAUAUAGCUCAUGGAAGAAAAAACACAAAUCAAGACUUUUUUGGGUUCCAAGUUGCCAAAGUAUGGAACAAAACCUGUAAGAAGUACACUGCAGCCAAUUCCAAAUGGAAAACCUGUUAAUUUAUUGGGAACGUCCAAGAGUAGCAAUGCCAAAAGUUACAUCAAAAAUAAUGGCUCUGAUUGUUCAUUGUCCCAUUCAUUUAAUUGGAGAACGGCAAAUAAAUACCAAUUUAGUGCACAAAGUCCUGAAGAGCCUAACGGUACUCAGAGUUCACAUGAUAAAGAAAUUGAUCCUGAAAAACAUGCACCUGCUCAAGGAAUGUUUGAUAAAAAUGGGAUGAAGGGAGGUUUGAAAAGUAUUUCUUUACUCACAUCAAAGUUAGCAAAGCCAUCUACUAUGUUUGUGUCAUCUGCAGAAGAGUUAAACCAAAAGUCCUUGUCUGGACCGUCUAAUUUGGGUAAAUUCACCAAAGGCACAUUAUUAGGAAGGACUUCAUAUGCUUCAGUCAGUGCUCCAAAAUCGCAGUUGAAUGGAUUUUAUGGAAACCGAUCAGCUGGUAGCAUACAAAGGCCUAGAGCAAACUCCUGUGCCACCAGAAGCAGUUCUGGAGAAAGCUUAGCACAAUCCCUAGAUAAUAUUAAAUCUCUUGCUUGUGAAAAAAUGGUUAGGUCACAGAGUUUUUCACAUUCCAUUCAGAAUUCCUUCCUUCCACCUUCAUCUAUAACCAGAUCACAUUCCUUCAAUAGAGCUGCAGAUCUUACAAAGCCUUAUCAGAAUCAACAGCUACCCAUUAGAGUGCCUCUGAGGUCAAGUAUGCUAACAAGAAAUUCUCGGCAGUCGGAAGUACUCAAUGGGAAUGAACAUUUAGGGUAUGGAUUUAAUAGGCCUUAUGCUGCUGGUGGAAAGAAGUUGGCUUUACCAAAUGGCCCGGGUGUAACUUCCACUUUGGGUUAUAGGAUGGUUCAUCCCUCUCUACUGAAAUCUGGCCGACCUCCAUUUUCUGGGACUAUCACAGUUGAUGGUAAUAAAAAUUCACUGGCUGACACAUGUAUAGAGGAAGAUGCUGUACUUGUGGCUAAGGACAGAGCUAAGGAUAAGGACCAAGAACUAAUUGAAAAUGAUAGUUAUAGAACAGAAAAUGACCAGACCAUGAAGCAUGAUGCUAAAAUUAGAUACCUGAGUGAUGAUGUGGAUGACAUUUCAUUGUCUUCUCUGUCAUCUUCUGAUAAGAAUGAUUUAAGUGAAGACUUCAGUGAUGAUUUUAUAGAUAUAGAAGAUUCCAACAGAACUAGAGUAACUCCAGAGGAAAUUUCUCUCGAAGAAAAGUGUGAAAAUGUACCACCGAAGGAUAUAUUUGAUUCCCCCAAGGAAAAUGAAAAAUCCUUCAGUAAAACUGAUGAGUGGAUAGAUAUAAGUGUCUCUGUUGAAGACAGGAGUGAAUGUUCAAAACAUGCUUCUGGAAACAACUUGAUUUCACCAGAUACAGAUUACAGAGCUGGUUCUUCAUUUGAACUCUCUCCAUCUGAUAGCUCUGAUGGAACGUACAUGUGGGAUGAAGAGGGCUUGGAGCCCAUUGGAAAUGUCCACCCAGUUGGGAGCUAUGAGUCCUCUGAGAUGAACAGCAUAGAUAUUCUGAAUAAUCUUGAAUCAUGUGACCUUGAGGAUGAUGACCUUAUGCUUGAUGUGGAUCUGCCUGAGGAUGCACCUCUUGAGAAUGUGGAGUGUGACAAUAUGAACCGCUUUGACCGAUCAGACAGAAAUGUUCGGCAGUCUCAAGAAGGAUUUUGGAAAAGGCCACCCCAGAGGUGGAGUGGACAGGAACAUUACCACCUUAGCCAUCCUGACCACUAUCAUCACUAUGGAAAAAGUGACUUGAGCAGAGGCUCUCCCUAUAGAGAAUCUCCUUUGGGUCAUUUUGAAAGCUAUGGAGGGAUCCCCUUUUUCCAGGCUCAGAAGAUGUUUGUAGAUGUACCAGAAAAUACAGUGAUACUGGAUGAGAUGACCCUCCGGCACAUGGUUCAGGAUUGCACCGCUGUAAAAACUCAGUUACUCAAACUGAAACGGCUGCUGCAUCAGCAUGAUGGAAGUGGUUCAUUGCAUGAUGUUCAACUCUCCUUGCCAUCUAGUCCAGAACCAGAAGACGGUGAUCAGAUAUACAAGAAUGAAGAUUUAUUAAAUGAAAUAAAACAACUUAAAGAUGAAAUAAAGAAAAAAGAUGAAAAAAUCCAACUAUUAGAACAUCAGCUUGCAACUCGGUGUAACUGCCAUCAAAAAUCUAAAGAGGAAAAAUGCACAUAUGCUGAUAAGUAUACCCAAACACCCUGGAGAAGAAUUCCUCCUCAAGUACUACAGCCUUCCAGCAGCCUUCCCAGACCCACAGACCACGCCCAGGGAAAACUAGUAAAGCCACAACAUAUCGAGGCCCACAGUGAGUGCAUAAUCCAGGGCAUACAUCAGGCUGUUGCACCUCUGGAUGAAAGCUUUACACAUGGCUUGCAACAAGAAAGCAGCAGUGGUCUGGAAGACCGGCCUUUUUCAUCAAGCCCACAAUUCACUAAGGAUGUGGUGGAGAGUACACCUUCUGAAGCAGACUUGAACAUGACCAUGAAUGCUCAAGAGCCUUAUCAUUUGGCAAAUAAUCAAAUUAGUGACAUGCAGUUUGUAACCACUUCUCUUCAGACACUUCCCCAGUCAAGUAUAGUAGACCAGGCUAAGAGAGUUGGAAGAAAUCAGUCUUCACCAGAGGGCUACACAUCUCAGCCCAAGUCCUUGAAGCUUUUUAAGCCAUCCAUCUUGAAUUCUGUGGUACCUCCUCCAGUUCCUGAAACGUGUCCAAGUGGGAAUCCCACUUGUAAGAAGUCACCAAUAAUCACACAAUGUAAUUCUGCAAAACUCCAGCCAACAUCUAGUCAAACAAAUCUUGCAAAUAAUCCAAAUCCAAAAGCGUCUAAGCUCCGCCCCCCUGCUGGCUCUUUCAAACAAAAACAAAUAAGCAACCCCCGACUAGAGCCUCAAAACUUCCAGGCCAAGACAAGCAUCCCAAGGCCACUAACAAGAAGAAAAGAAAUCAUGCAGAAUCCUAAUGACAAUUUGAAUUCUGGGGAUUGUUUGGCCUCUAAUCAAUAUUCUCGUCUUCCUAAACCAAAGAUACAUUAAGCAUAGCCGUCACCUGCCAAUUUGUUUUUUUUAAAAAACAGUCUGUAAUAGCUUUAUGUGCAGUUUGCUACUGUGAUGGAGGUUCUAUUAAAAGCUUGCAAAUCUAAAAAUUAAAAUGUGGAAGCUUCUA
This is a messenger RNA of Balaenoptera ricei (Rice's whale), 3562 nucleotides long. RefSeq names its product coiled-coil serine rich protein 2 (gene CCSER2). Gene Ontology annotation, biological process: microtubule bundle formation. NCBI's taxonomy places the organism in Eukaryota, Metazoa, Chordata, Mammalia, Artiodactyla, Balaenopteridae. Gene Ontology annotation, cellular component: microtubule cytoskeleton. The coding region runs from base 286 to 3432 and encodes 1048 amino acids. The transcript has 11 exons. Gene Ontology annotation, molecular function: microtubule binding. The record is from RefSeq and is a predicted model, not a curated record.